AAAUUAUUAUCAAAUUGUAUCAUGCUAUCAGAGCCUAGGUUUAAACCCUAGCCCUUUUUUUUCGAGACUGUGCCUCACCGCCGGUCUCCUUCCUCUCGCCGGUCGACCAUAAACGACGACCAUGGCUCAAUCUUCAGAUCCGCUUGCUUCGCUUCCUUCUGGCGUCAAGCUUCUUCUCCGCAAUCUCCAUAAUCUUAUCCCAGAGAAGCUCACCGAUUCAAAUUAUCCUGCAUGGUCUCUCAAUGUCAAAACUGCUCUUGAGGCCAACCUUCUUCUUGGUUGGAUCGAUGGUCAUGAAGCUGCGCCUCCAAAAAUCCUAUCCAAUGAUGGCAAGGAAAACCCUAACCCAGAAUUCCAAACAUGGAUUGUGAUUGAUACUCAGAUCCGUGCAUGCCUUCUUGCCGUCAUCAAUCCGUCUGUUCACAAGCAUGUCCGCAACUUCACCACAUCUGCCGAUCUAUGGAACGCUCUCGGUGCCCGGUAUAAUUUUGUUUCUACCGCUCACAUCUAUCAACUACGGGACAAACUUCACACACUCCGAAAAGGUACAAAAACUAUCACCCAGUACCUUGAUGAAGUUGCCACUAUCCUCACCGAUUUGGAUGCUCUCAACGAGGUUAUUCCUGAGAGAGAUGUGGUGAAUGCUGUUAUCCGAGGCCUCCCUCAUGAAUAUUCCUCCUUCAAGCAAAAUAUACGGAUGAACAAUGAGAAUAUAAGUCUAAAUCAACUCUCNCCCCUUUGAAGCCCUCUAUGGUCGGUCUCCGGAUUAUGUUCACCUUCGUCCUUUUGGUUGUCUUGUGUAUCCCUGGCUUCGUCCUCACACACAUCACAAGCUUCAACCACGUUCCACCCCCUGCAUUUUCCUAGGUUAUCAUCCCACCAUGAAAGGUUACAAGUGUUAUGAUCCUAUUUCUCAGAAAACGUAUGUCUCCCGUCAUGUUCGUUUUGUACAAGAUCAGUUUCCCUACUCUAAACUUCUAUCUACCCCAGCCUCCUCUAACCCCUUAGGCAUCAUUCCCAUCUUUCCUCCCAGACCAGGCUCACAGGGUCCGGCACCGCACAGUUCUCAAAUCGU
Cuscuta campestris is the source of this 1075-nucleotide messenger RNA. Lineage: Eukaryota; Viridiplantae; Streptophyta; Magnoliopsida; Solanales; Convolvulaceae. The record is from the annotation of a GenBank genome assembly.